AUGGAUAAUGUAAAAGAAACUAUUGCUCGGGGGAAGAAGAUAACAAGUUUCAUAUAUAACAGUGACAAAGUAGUGAAUCUGAUGAAGACAUAUACAAAAAAAAGGGAACUGCUACGUCCAGGUAUCACUAGAUUUGCAACUGAAUUCAUUUCUAUGGAAAGUCUUCUUCGGCAUUCUACAGAACUGAAAAGAAUGUGCACCUCAGAUGAAUGGGCAGAGUUUAAUAACACUAUCAAGAGAAAAGCAGAAGCUAUUAAAGUAGCUGAGUUGAUAUUGUCAGAGAAGUUUUGGAAAAAAGUUAGAAAUGUGUGUGCAAUAAUGGAGCCUCUGGUCAAAGUUUUAAAAACUAUUGAUCAAGAUAAUAAGCCAACAUUGCCAAUUAUUUAUGAGGCAAUGGAUAGAGCAAAAAUGGCUAUUCAAAAGUCGGUGAAAUCUUGGAAAACAAUUUGGGAAGUGAUUGAUAAUAGAUGGUACAAUCAACUUCAUCGGGAUUUACAUGCGGCAACAUAUUUUUUGAACCCGAUCCUUCAAUAUUCUGGAACUUGUGAGUUUAAUCUGGAUGAAGUUCGAAAAGGGUUAAAGAACGUCAUUGCAAAGUUGGAGCCAAAUUUAGAUGCACAAGUUGAUUCAAUAAAUGAGAUCAAAAUUUUUGCAGACAAAAAGGGAGGCUUUGGAAGUGCUAUUGUAGCAAAAGCAUUACCAAAAUCUUUACCAGGUUUCAACUUAAUUCAUACUUACAUAAACAUCUAA
Messenger RNA from Coffea arabica (coffee), 750 nucleotides. RefSeq lists its product as uncharacterized. NCBI's taxonomy places the organism in Eukaryota, Viridiplantae, Streptophyta, Magnoliopsida, Gentianales, Rubiaceae. The record is from RefSeq and is a predicted model, not a curated record.